UGCAAACACACAAAGACUUUACACAGAGCAGUGAUGGGAUAGGAAACGUCACAUGAAGCAAUGCAGCGAGGACUCUGAAGAGGACUGUGAGCAAGCUUUAAAGCCUUUUUUUUUGUUGCAGCUUUGCAGUGGGAGAAGCAGACCGAAGAGCCAGUCAUGCCUGUGGCAGCAGUAAUGCACGGGAUCAACACGUGUAUAUUAUCAACUGCAUAGUCCUAAACAUGAGGAGCUCUGUCUUCAAAUCACGUGUGGUCAGGAUGAACUGCAACUCGGAAACACAUAAAGUAAUCCAGAGGACAACAGAACUGAACACUGAACCACGGAGGAUGGAUUGGACCAUCUAUCAAAUGUAUAAAGUAUAAAGAGUAUAGUAACAAGGAUUAAAGCUAAAAAACUGGGAAGAUCAACAAGAGUAUUCAAUGGGCAUGAAGAACCCCGCAUAGCAGAAGGGAGUUUCAAAGUGAGCAGGGCCUUCCUGCAGCAGAGAUGAGUGUUCCUCAGCCCCCUGAGGGUCUCCCUGUCAGGGGGGAGAAUGAAUCCAGCAUGAAGCUCUCUCUGCACAGUGCAGGAGACCACAAUGGCAAUGCUUUCCCGGUGUCCUCCUCCUCCUCCUCCUCUUCUUCUUCUACCUGUCUGGGGGAGUCGUCCCCUGAGUCUCUGCGGAAUGAGAGCAUCUUCAGUGGGGGCCGGACUUACAGCCCACUAGACCAUGACAUGUUUGAAGUCAACCUAAUGACCAAAACAGACAAAAUGACAGACAGUGUCAUUUCAAAAUGGGUUCCAGAGGAGGAGAGCAAACUAGAUGAGGUCCCUGUGGGGAAGAUGCACACGGGACCAGAGCUGUCAGAAUCCAACGACAACUCUGUGUCCGUGUACCUGGAUGCACACAGCCGGGAGUACCAAGGCUCCUGUAACGACAACCUGACGCUGGCCUUGUCCCUGACCACAGACGGGAGGGCAGACCUCAGCAAUGGAAGCAGGAACGGGGGGAGGCGUGGCUCCUCAACUCCAGAUUCAGAUGCAACAGAAAUCCCUGCUGAUGAUAGCUAUGAUGAUGAUGAUGAUGAGGAGGAGGAUUCAUUGUUCCUGUCUGUGAGCUCUGACUGUGGUGUGAAGAGAAUCAGCAUGAGCCCCCCCAGUGUAAUCAGUCAGAUGAACCCAUGGGGUGCUGAGCUCCACACAGAGGGGGCAGGAACUGGGUUUGUUCUGCAUGUGGAACACCAGAGAGAACCUUCUGAGGAUCUUAUUGAAACCAAGCAGACAUUAUCUGUUCCUCCCUCUUCUACCAAACCGGGUCAAGGUGUAAAGGAAGUCAAGUCUCCUCCUCCUGAUAGAUGUGCGGUGGGCCGUAGACCCACCCGACCUCACACCAGUCAGCCGGCCAGGCCAGCAAAAACCAAACUAAGCCCUGCUCCUCGAACACCAGCGACCACAGCCAUCAAACCGUCUGCUACGAUGGAACACAGAGUCUCCAAACUGGACCAACAUGUAGUGAAAGAGGCUAAAGUUGGAUCAUGGUCCAGCCUAUCUCCACCAGACAAGCAGAACAAAUCUGCUCCAACCAAUCGAAAGAGAGCUAUUCCUCAGAAGGAGGAGGCACAGACUGGGGAUGGGGGUAAAAAGCAAAGGUCAUCUGCAGGUCUGGUCAAAGUGGCCAUGGUGCUGAAAUCCAUUCAAGGAAAGAGCAGUAACCUCAAAACCAACCGCAAGACAGCAGCCCACCCCGCUCCGCCGGAGAGGAAGAGGGGGGGCGUCAGUCGAACACUAUCUGCCUCAUCCUGCUCUCUGGGGUCAGAGGUGGCUGAGGAAGGGGCCGUGGAAACUCUCAGAAAGGUGGUCCAGGAAUUGCCCCAUGAAUCAAGCAGAGGUGUGGAGGCUGGAGCUGCAGAGACUGAGAGGACGGCUGUAAGGACAGAACUAAGGACUCCCAGCAGGAAAGUCUCCUCCAAGCUGGGGCCCAGUGCCAGGCAGCAGGGGAGGGGCACCAGAGCAGAGAAGCCUUCAGCCCCAGGCUCAGGGACCGGACCUCCAGGACAGGGGAGCCCUGGGCCCAGGCAAGCCCAGAGAGAUGACUCCGUGCUGGGAGAGGUUUGGCAGAGCGCUGGGGGAGGAUCUCCAGCGAGGCACAGCCAGAGUCAGAGCCAGGGUAUCCCCAAACCUCGCACCACUGCAGAGAAAACAUCUGUUUGUGCUGUCACAAGUCCCUCAUCCUCCAACUCCAAACCUACAGCCAAUCAGCUGACGGCAUCGGCCAGAAGACCCAUUCCUCCUGCCUCCUCAAAACUUCCUGUGAAAGGUUUACCCACAAGCCUCAGUUCCUCCUUACUGGGAAGCUACGAGAUCAGUGGAGCCACAAGCAAAUAUUACCCAGAGCCGAAACAACAACCAGCGCAAAGUGGUAUCAAUAAUGGCAGGCCCAAUGCAAAGAUCACGUGGACCGCCAAGGCACAUGGGAAAUGUAGUCCACCUCAAUCGUCUCCGGCAUCUCCAGCACCAACAGUGACCAGGCCAGAGGAGCAGCCCAGCAGAAGCACACUUUCUGUGGGCAUCCAGAGCCCGGCAAAGCCCCUCACCCCCAGCCCUGCAGCCCCCACCAGCACCAGUACCCCUACUGAUGCUGUGACCUCUGCUGCUCCAAAACCUCCUGCACUGAGGAGCAGAGCUCAGUCAGUGCAGGCCAGGACCACUGCUACAGGUUUGAAGGCCCCAACAGUCAUCAACCACACAGCCAAGGCAGCGGCCACCAAUCAAACAACAGCAAAGGCAGUUCCUGCAGCCAAUCAGAGCCUGACAAAGCAGACAUCCCAGAAUCCCCUGCAGAGAAGCGGGUCAGCAAGACUCAGUCGACUGAACAGCACUGUGGACAAAAACAAGCCGCGGGAUGCGACGAGUCGACCCACAAACAGCCCCAUCAGCAGCUCCCCAUCAGCAGCUCCAUCAGCAGCUCCAUCAGCAGCUCCAUCAGCAGGGAACAGCCAGAGGAAACAGCAACCUCCAGCCGACCCGGUACCAGAGGUGGUAGGGGCAGCAGUCAUCCCAGGGUCGGCCCCUGAGAGCCCCUGCACUGGAGCCUCUGGUCUCGGGUUGAAACCAAAAACUGCGCUGAGGUCCAGAACAGGAUCCCGCCUACAGAAUGCAUCCCGGCCGGGUGCAGGGGGGGCUGGGGGCGCAGAGCGGACAGUUGCUGCUAAACAGAACCAGAGCAAAGAGCAGGCAGAGAAGAAGAACCAGGCCCUCAGCCAACUGCGGAGGCUGCUGCUGCAGGGGAACCGGAGAGUGGAGGCUCUGGCUACAGUCAUCCAGCAUCUCUUCACUGAGCGCGAGGAGGCCUUGAAGCAGAAGAAGAGCUUGUCCCUGGAAUUGGUAACCCUCCGAGAUGAGCUGGUGGCGUCGUCGCAGUGCUGUGAGCGGCUGCAGCAGGGGAAGGAGGAGCUGCGCCUCCGCUUGGAGGAGGCUCUGCAGUGCCUGCAGGAGCAGCACCAGGAGGAGCUGGUGCAGCUGGAGGACAGACUGAGGAGCUUCUACCAGACUGAGUGGGACAAAGUGCACCAGACGUACCAGGAGGAAGCAGACAAAUGCCGCAUGCUGAUGGAACAGCAGGUGGAGGAGCUGAGGAGCCAACAUGAAGCAGAGAGGAGGGGCAAGGCAGAGAGUCACAGCCAGAAGAUGGAGUGUCUCAAACAGCAGCAUGAGACGUCCACACAAGAGCUGAAGAGGAUCCAGCAGACAGAACUGGAGAACCUGAACCAAUCCCUGAAGGACACAGAAACCUCUCUCUCUGAGAAGAUCUCUGAGCUGUCUGCAGAGAAGGAGUCUCUGAGUGAGAAGCUGAGAGCAGAGGAGGAGCGCAGGAAGCAGAUCCUCACAGACAAGAACCUGAAGAACUCACACACAGUGUACCUGGAGCAGGAGCUGGAGAGCAUUAAGGUGGUGCUGGAGCUCAAGAACAACCAGCUGCACCAGAAAGAGAAGAAGCUCAUGGACAUGGACAAACUGUUGGAGACGAAUGUAAAACUGCAGGAGUGUCUGAAUAAGGUCCAACAGGAGAAUGAGGACUACAGGGCCAGGAUGGACAAACACGCUGCUCUCUCAAGGCAGCUCUCCAGCGAGCAGGCCAAACUCCAUCAGACGCUGCAGAAGGAGUCCAAGGUCAACAAGCGUCUGUCCAUGGAGAACGAGGAGCUGCUGUGGAAGCUGCACAACGGAGACCUGCUGGCCAGCCCCCGCCGCCUCUCCCCCACCUCCCCCACCUCCCCCUUCGGCUCACCUCGGAACUCUGCCUCCUUCCCGACAGCGGCACCCUUAUCGCCCAGAUAACCCUGACAACAAGCCUCCCUCUCCUCCCACCUCCUGCUCUACCAGCCUGGAAAAGACGGAGCUGUUCCAAAUAGAGAGAAAGACUUCACAGCUCUGUUGUGGAAAGAUAAACUUGGACAUUAGGAACAAAUUGCAUAAAAGACGCUUAUGUUGAAAGCGUAGAGACAUUGUAGUGGCACCGAUGCACUUAUGUCUGACAUUGGAAUGGCCAUGCUCUCUACCAAAUGCCUAGUUCAACAAGCCUUUCUUCUUUUUCUGAAGAAAACUGAAUUAUCCGGCACACCUCAGGGUCUGUACAUAGCGCUUCACUCUUGUUAUGACUAUCCUUCCAUGUUUUUACUGAUAUGUGGUACAGUUUAGGUUCCUUUUAUCCUGCUCUUUUCUACCGCCGCUCUUUCUAAAAUGGUGGAUGAGAAGAAACCUUGGAAGUUUGUGGGAACAGACUCAGACAGGUUUGGGUGUUUCAUGGUGGAUUAGCAUGGAUUAUUAUUAUUUUUUUUUUUUCUAACCCUUCUUUUAAAGAGGACAUUUUUCCCAAAGAGCAAAACUCAAUCACUCUUAUGCUUUGGACCUCUGGAAGAAGUGAAGAGAUAGAUUUAUCUUCUGCUCAUCUGAGGAACUGACCUGAUCUGCUGACAUGAACCUUUAGAUCUGUUCCUCUGUGCAAGCUCCUCACAACCUCUACCUGAAACUACUUUGUGGAAUGUAAUCACCCUUGGAUGUUAGGUCUGAGCUGUCAGUUCAGAGACAAACACAUCAUCUCAGAGCCAAAUAUGCAGAGUGUGUUUGCCCCUUUACUCUCCGCUUUAAAUCGCUCAUUUACCAACAGAAACAAGGCAAAGCUCAGCUAGUGGCUGACCAAUAUCUGUCUGUACUUUGGAUCACAUGUAAAACCACAAGUCAUCAUUUCCACAGAAAGAAUCUCCCACGCUCUCAAAGACUGAGCGAUUACUGGCUCAUUUUAUUGAAUCCAAAAUAAUGUGUCUGGUGUUUGUCCUGCAAAAACUCAGAUGUACCUGAAAUGCCUCAGUUCACCAUGUAGUUUUAUUUUGGACAUGAAAUAAAUACAAAAGGAUAUGAGAUGAAA
This is a messenger RNA of Eleginops maclovinus (Patagonian blennie), 5404 nucleotides long. RefSeq names its product microtubule-associated tumor suppressor 1-like. Gene Ontology annotation, molecular function: microtubule binding. The coding region runs from base 487 to 4317 and encodes 1276 amino acids. Gene Ontology annotation, cellular component: cytoplasm; nucleus. The record is from RefSeq and is a predicted model, not a curated record. Lineage: Eukaryota; Metazoa; Chordata; Actinopteri; Perciformes; Eleginopidae. The transcript has 19 exons.